UGUGUAUAUUUUUCAAAAAACUUACGUAAACAUUUUUAUAUUAAAAGCAUAUAAUAUAAAUAUUGCAAAUAUAAUUAUAGCUUUAAGUGAUAAAAUUUCGAUCAUACAUAUAUAAAAAGUUGUCGGAGUGUAUAAUAAGAUACAUGCUUCAUAGAGGUUAUGUUUUUAUUUGUGCAAGGACAGAGUGCUUUUUAUUUGUGUAAGAAUAUUUCUCUCGUUACGAUAUAUUCAGUCAACUUCUUUGUUUCUCGUGAUGUUCCAUCGCUUGUAAAAAAAAAUUAAAAUUUUAAUUUAACUGUUUAAUAAUAAUCCAUAUUAAUAAAACGGAUUCUGAAUAUAACGGAAAGAUCGUAGGCUAUUCUUAACCUUAAAAAAAUGUCCGACGACGAGGAUCUGGUUUAUGUAAAGAAACAGAAGACCGUUCAUUAUGGCUCCCUGGAAGAGGCGGAACGUGCACGGCUUGCAGCUUUGCAAGUUGCUAUCGAAACCACAGACGAGGAGAAAGAUAUUACAAAUGCGAAUGAUAUCAUCAGUGCUUCCAACUUGGCUGGCAAUGUGCACAUUUCAAACGAGUAUAUGGAACUGGAGGAUGAAAUGUCCAAAGAUCGUCAGGCAUUGCUGGAAGAAUUUGAACGUAGGAAAAAGGCCAGACAGAUUAAUGUUUCUACGGAUGAUUCCGAGGUGAAGAAACACUUGAGACAAUUGGGUGAACCAAUUUGUCUCUUUGGCGAAGGUCCUGCGGAUAGAAGAACAAGAUUAAGAGAAUUGUUAGCCAGUGUAGGAGAGGACGCUAUAAAAAAGAAGCACGAAGAAGAGGAGAAGCCACUUCAUACAGUUGAAAAGGAUACGGAGACAACUUGGUAUCAUGAGGGCCCAGAAUCUUUGCGAAUUGCACGAUCGUGGAUAGCAUCAUAUUCAUUGCCCAGAGCAAAGGCGCGAUUGAACGAGGCGAGAAAAGAUUUAGAAUUACCAACUGCGACUCGUACAGCGAAGAGACAAGAACUUUUGAAGAAGUUGCAAGCAUUGAGCGGUUAUCGCUCUCAAUUCGCGGACACGAGGCCGAUUUCUUUUUGCCAGUUUAGCCCUAAUUCAAAGAUUCUUGCUACUGCAUCAUGGUCUGGCUUGUGCAAAUUAUGGUCUGUACCUGACUGUACUCUGUUGCGCACUUUAAAAGGACAUACUUGUAAUGUUGGCUGUAUUGUUUUUCAUCCAAAAGCUACGAUAACCGAAGAUGUGAUAGGUGAUAAUGCAGGACAGACUUGCAUGCUGGCAUCUUGCGCAGCAGAUGGUACUGUGAAACUGUGGAGCGGAGGAAAUGGCAAAGAACCACUGGCGGAAGUAGAAGGACACGAGCCUCAUAGAGUUUCCAGGAUAGCGUUUCAUCCGUCCGGACGAUUUCUUGGCACGUGUUGCUACGACGCAUCUUGGCGAUUGUGGGAUUUAGAGCAGCAAGCAGAGGUACUUCAUCAAGAAGGUCACUCUAGAGCUGUACAUUGUAUUAGUUUUCAGUGCGACGGAAGCGUUUGCGCUACAGGCAGUCACGAUUCUUUCGGUAGGGUAUGGGAUUUGCGUACCGGUAGAUGCAUAAUGUUUAUGGAGGGUCAUCUAACAUCCAUCUAUGGUGUCGAUUUCUCGCCGAAUGGUUUUCAUAUAGCGACGGCGAGUGAGGAUAACACUUGCAAGAUAUGGGACUUGCGAAAGAGGACCUGCAUAUACACUAUACCGGCGCAUACCAACUUAUUGUCCGAUGUGAAAUACCAGAGAAUAGAAGGACAAUAUUUAGUUACCGCAUCUUACGACAACACAGCCAAAAUCUGGUCCAAUAAAACGUGGCAACCGCUCAAGGUGUUACCAGGUCAUGAUGGAAAAGUCAUGUCCGUCGAUGUGUCUCCCGAUCAUAAGUAUAUCGCGACCACUUCGUACGAUAGAACUUUUAGAUUAUGGGCUCCAGAAUAAAUCGACUGAGAGAAUUCUCCUCCUAAGAUUGUGUCAAGUAGUUUAUAAAAAUCUAUUUUGGCGUUUCUUAUUAAUAUAAUGUAACGAAGUAUAAUAUAAUAUACUUAUAUAAAACAAAAUCAUUUUAUUUAUUGAGCAUUUAAUUAUAGCAAUUUUGUGGAAUUCACUUUGCACUCAUUCAUUGUGUAAUCAUACAAUUUUGUAUACAAUAGUUUUAAUAAAAAUUAAUUUUUUUAGAAAAGUAAUAAUAUAUUGCUUAUGUUGGGAAAACUUUAUUUUCACUUGUAAAUAUGCAACAUACUUGAAAUUACAAUUGGAAAUAUUCUUGACGCUUGUACUGCGCAUUUCAAAAAUAUGUCUGCCGUGAAAUAGGUCUUAUAAUCGCGUAUAAACUUUUGACGUUAUUUAUAACUGGGGCAGCUGCCCGUUCAAUAGGAGCACUGUCGAUGUUUAUACCGUCCUCGACAGAGUCACGAACAUGUUAACUACAGAAUCCGAACUCUCAUGCCGAGGUUUGUAGAGUACAUUUCAAGACGAGAGUAUCAAAAGAGGAAGACUUCGCGCGCUACUCUUAUGUUAUUAACAAACUUUCAAUGAAAUUCUGAAACAGCAUCCUUUAAAACUUUCAUUGUAGAUUUUACGCUGUUAUACCGACAAAAUUUCUCUUUGAGAAAUGUAAUUCACUUUUUCUUUAUUUUCAAAUUGCAUUCAAGUUUUGAUAUUUCACAGAAUAUGUUUAUCUAUAAAAAUAAAAUAUAACAUAUUUUUUAAAGAAAUUAAAAUAAUUAUAAUAAUUUAUUAAAUGUCAAUUUAUUAAUAUCAGGAAGGAAAGGAGUCUAAGAUUUAUUAUCUUAAAAGAGACUAGUAAUUACAUUUAUAUUUUAAAUGAUAUAACUACAUAUUCUUAUUGUGUUAUAUUUUUCUUGUCAAUAAGCGAUACCGACACAAUUAAAAUUUCAAUUUUGAUUACUGAUACAUUAUGUAU
Cataglyphis hispanica is the source of this 2941-nucleotide messenger RNA. RefSeq names its product U4/U6 small nuclear ribonucleoprotein Prp4 (gene U4-U6-60K). Gene Ontology annotation, molecular function: U4 snRNA binding; protein binding; U6 snRNA binding. NCBI's taxonomy places the organism in Eukaryota, Metazoa, Arthropoda, Insecta, Hymenoptera, Formicidae. The transcript is spliced from 4 exons. Gene Ontology annotation, biological process: mRNA splicing, via spliceosome. The record is from RefSeq and is a predicted model, not a curated record. The coding region runs from base 376 to 1956 and encodes 526 amino acids. Gene Ontology annotation, cellular component: U4/U6 x U5 tri-snRNP complex.